CCCUUUGGCAACCACCAGUUUGUUCUUUGUGUUUAUAAGUCUGUUUCUUUUUAUUCUUUUUCUUAUACAUUAUUCUGUAUCCACAUUUUCUGCAUCUGAUUGGAUCCCUGAAUUUUAUUUUCACUGUGACAUUCUCCAGAGAUCUAGAUCGUUGGCUGCCACUUUGAGGGUUGACCAUCCUGUGUAUCCACUGUCAGUCCCCACAUAGCACAGAGAAACUUCUCACUAUGUGCUUCCAGACAGAUUUUCACUUGUCACUGUCCUUCCCAUCCUUUUAUGCAAAGGAUAUGCAGGGUCCCUGUUCACAUGGACCACAGUGUCACCCUGACUCUCCUCCUUGCCCUGGCAUUUGAACCCACAGCAUUGCUCUAAGCAACUGGUGGUUUGUGGCCCAUCUGACAGACCUGCUGGAUCACUGCAAGCUCCUCCAGUCGCACAACCUCUAGUAAGUGUGUGGCAGCCAGGCCAGCUGUCAGGGGUGGGGCUGCGGGAGGGCCCCGAAUGGAGCAGGCCAGGGGUUUUGGUCUCCUGUUAUGUUUUAUUCCAGCUUCGGAUCUAACAUGAGAGAGUUCCUCCUGUUGGAAUAUGCCUCGGGACUGUUUGCUCAUCACAGCCUGUGGCAGCUGGGAGUGGAUUACUUUGACUACUGCCCUGAGCUGGGCCGAGUUUCCUUGGAGCUGCACAUUGAGCGGAUCCCCCUGAGCACUGAGCAGAAAGCCCUUAAAGUGCUGCGGAUUUGUGAGCAGCGGCAGAUGACUGAGCAAGGAAGGUCAGGACUGGGGUCAGCUUGGAAUUUACUUCUCCCAGUUCGCAGCAUUUGUAAGAUCUUAGCCAUGAAAGCUGUCCGCAACAAUCGCCUGGGCUCUGCGCUGUCUUGGAGCAUCCGAGCCAAAGAUGCUGCCUUUGCCACGCUGGUGUCAGACAGGUUCCUCAAGGAUUACUGUGAGCGAGGCUCCUUUUCUGAUCUGGAUCUCAUUGACAACCUAGGGCCAGCCAUGAUGCUCAGUGAUCGACUGACCUUCUUGGGUGAGUCUCUGGGCUCUCAGCCCCAGACCUUUGGCAUAGUGGUGGGUUGUGCAGAUGGGACGGACUGAUCUAGGCUUCUCCAGUGUUCCCUCCUGUUGAGCCCAAACUCCUAGAACCAUGUGUGCCAGACUCUGCAAAGCAUAUUUUCUAACAUUUCCCAGUAAUUUCAAACUUAAGAGAAAGGUGCAAAAGCAGUAUAAGGACUAAGGAACUCCCAUGUACACUUUCUCCAAAUUUACCAUUUUUAUUUUGCCUCGUUUAUUAUUCUGUCAGGUUUUUGGGGAAAAAUCUGAAAGUAAGUUGGAGACUUUGUUCCCCUUUCUUCAUAAAUACUUGAGCAUGUGUUUCCUAAGAACAGGAAGAUCAUCUUAGAGACCCAGCCUCUGAAUGUACUACUCUCAUCAGAUCUGCAGUCCAUGUUCUGGUUGCAUCAGCUGUCCCAGUGGUGUCUUUUAUCGUGUCCACACUCACGGAUUCAGUUUUCCUGUCUCUUUAGUGCCUCUGUCUCUCUCGG
This is a messenger RNA of Leptonychotes weddellii (Weddell seal), 1540 nucleotides long. The record is from RefSeq and is a predicted model, not a curated record. NCBI's taxonomy places the organism in Eukaryota, Metazoa, Chordata, Mammalia, Carnivora, Phocidae.